UUGCUGCAUGCCCCCCCACCCCACCCCACCCCACCCCAACACAUUUCAUUUCCCCGAGUUGCUACUUACAUACACUCAUCACUUGAAAUCUAAAUUCCAAUCUUUCUUUCUUUCUUUCUUUUCUGAAUAACAACAAUAAUCAUAAUAAUACUUCUUCAUCCGCGACAGCAGCUUAAUUAAGUAAGUAUGCAGGGCGAAGCAAUCAACUUCUUCCCGUACGCCAAUGGUUUCACAAGGAUCCACUAUGAAACCAAAACCAAAUCCACCAUUAAUAUGGAUCAAGAUCAACAGCAAGAGCCAGAGCAAGAGGCUGCUUGUGAUUGGUUUGAGGAGGAAAUAGAUGUUGAUCUCAAGUGGUCCUUCGCUCUCAACAGAGUGCUGCACAGAGGAACGAGUGAGUACCAGGACAUUGCCCUCUUGGACACAAAGCGCUUCGGCAAGGUGCUGGUGAUUGAUGGGAAGAUGCAGAGUGCUGAGAUUGAUGAGUUCAUAUAUCACGAAUGCUUGAUCCAUCCGCCACUUUUAUGCCACCCCAACCCCAAAAGUGUGUUCAUAAUGGGAGGGGGCGAAGGCUCCGCAGCAAGAGAAGCGUUGAGGCAUACAUCAAUCCACAAAGUGGUGAUGUGCGAUAUCGAUCAGGAGGUGGUCGACUUCUGCAGGAAGCAUCUCUCAGCAAAUCACGAGGCUUUCCGAAACAUGAAGCUUGAGUUGGUGAUAAACGACGCCAAAGCUGAACUGGAGGAGAGGAGGGAGAAAUUCGAUGUGAUAGUGGGAGAUUUAGCGGAUCCAGUGGAAGGAGGGCCAUGCUACCAACUCUACACCAAAUCGUUCUAUCAAAACAUCCUCAAGCCUAAGCUCGCCUACAAUGGCAUCUUUGUUACCCAGGCCGGACCAGCUGGAGUGUUCACUCAUAAGGAAGUCUUCUCUUCAAUAUACAACACCAUCAAACAGGUUUUCAAGUAUGUUCGCGCUUACACAGCUCAUGUGCCCUCCUUUGCUGAUACAUGGGGCUGGGUAAUUGCAUCUGAUCAGCCACUGGGCAUAGAAGCUGGGAAGAUGGACAAGAAGAUUGCAGAAAGAAUUGAUGGGGAGCUCCUCUACUUGAAUGGUGCCUCCUUUGUUUCCUCCACCAUCUUAAACAAGACUGUGGCUAAAACGUUGAAGAAUGAGACUCAUGUCUACUCCGAGGAUAAUGCUAGGUUCAUUCAUGGCCAGGGGCUAGCACUUCGGAAUUGAGCUCACUGUACAGUAAAAACAAAACAAAACAAACAGACAAAGAAAAAGAGAGAGGCGGAGAUUGAUUUGAAGGAAUUAUGGAUUGGGGAUGGAAUUAGUGAUUAAUUAUUAUUAUUAUAUACAGUAUUAGGAGAAAACUUUAGAAGAAACCAAUUAAGGUGUUUAUGCAUGCUUUGGGUUGGGUGACUAUAUAUUUAUAUUAUAUUAUAUUAUAUUAUAUAUAUAUAUAUAUAGAUAUGUAUGUAUGUAUGAGUGACCGUUGCUGCUGCUGGCCUGUCUGUGCCUUGUGCCUUUGUAUGA
This is a messenger RNA of Andrographis paniculata, 1536 nucleotides long. Its product is annotated as thermospermine synthase ACAULIS5. The transcript has 9 exons. The record is from RefSeq and is a predicted model, not a curated record. Gene Ontology annotation, biological process: polyamine biosynthetic process. Lineage: Eukaryota; Viridiplantae; Streptophyta; Magnoliopsida; Lamiales; Acanthaceae. Gene Ontology annotation, molecular function: thermospermine synthase activity. The coding region runs from base 187 to 1236 and encodes 349 amino acids.